AUGGAACGUGUACGCAGCCUGGAUAUGUGCUGGUAUGUCCAAUCACCGAAGCCACACCGUGCUGUGCACCCGGGUAUCCGAUUUGUUGCCACGAGCCCUCGGAUACUUGCUGCCCUUCAGGCUCUUUCUGCCAGGGAUUGCAUACCUGCUGUCGGAAUGGAUCAACAGGCUGUGGAGAAGGCUGCUGCGUUGCUGGCGUCCCGUGUUGCAAUAAUACUUGUUGUCCGAGCUCCGCCUAUCUCUGCUACUGUCACUUUUCCAACACAGGCUCCUACGGAUACGUCUCAACCAACCAAAACCAACAACACAGCUUUGAUAGCUGGCGCAUCCGCGGGAGGGGCAGUCGCCCUCAUACUCAUUGCCCUGGGCGCAUACUGCGCUCUCAAGAAGCGCCCAGCCACUCCACUUGGGACGCAGCCCAAGGAGACUCGGAUCGACUUGGCACCGACCCCGGUGCCCUACAUCACUCCGAGUGCCGAUAGAAGAUACUCUCAUAUGAGUACCGUUCCACUGGCACGACCAGCCGUACCGUCAUUGGUUGGGACUCAACCCACAGUAUCGACAGUUGGCUCGGUGCUCGGAGACGUGAGCACGCAUGGCCCUUCCUCCGCAUACACUGGCAUGGGAUAUACUCCAUCACCAGCACCGGCAGAAACUACUGCGGCCUCCUCGCAGUCUGGUCGAGGUGCUAGUUACUAUGCUAGCACGCCAAUAUACGACCUCGGUGGCGUUUCAACGACAUCCCAAACUUCUUCGAAUCCCAAUCUGGCAACCUCUUCUCAACGCCGCUCUAAUACACUGAGUUCCCAGGCGGGAAUCGCGAACGCAAUACCUCCAUGGCUCAACGGCUCGGUUGUGUCGCACGGGACAAAUGACAAUCCAAUGCCAUCGACAUCCCCACCAUUAGGCUCUCAAGCUGCAGUCCGAGCGGACAUUUCGCCUGUCGGUUCGCCACCCCCGCCGGCAUUCUCCCCGCCUCCGCUAGAUCUGGGUGAGGGAGGAGUUGGGUAUGCCCCAUGGGCGUACCCUCCCGAGGAUAUCAACUCUGGAGCCGGACGAGUUAUCUCUACGGACGCUCCAAGAGAUACAAAGGCUCGUCCUUCUGGUCGUCGCGUGUAA
Molecule: messenger RNA, 1119 nt
Organism: Serendipita indica DSM 11827
Lineage: Eukaryota; Fungi; Basidiomycota; Agaricomycetes; Sebacinales; Serendipitaceae
Source: the annotation of a GenBank genome assembly